CUGAUGAAUGAUGAAUUAGAUUCAUCAUUUGACCUGUUCUCUGCAGUGUUGGGUUUGAUUUAAAAAGAAAAAAAACAUGGGUCAAACACAAGGAAGCACAGACGCAGACCGGGAAGUGACCCUGGAGGACAUCCAGGAACUCUACCGCAAGUUCGCAAGUGAAUGUCCGAGUGGGAAUCUGCACUUGCACGAAUUCAAGAAGAUCUUUGGAAUCAGCAGCAGCUCCACAGAAGAAGAGUCAGCGUACAUGGAAAACGUGUUUCGAUCCUUUGACACGAAUGAGGACGGUAAGAUCGACUUCAUGGAAUACGUAGCAGCCGUGCACCUGGUCCUGCGUGGAAGGCUGGAGGACAAACUGAAAUGGUCUUUCAAAGUUUACGACCGGGAUGGAAACGGCUGCUUGGACAGAAAGGAAGUGAAGCACAUCAUCAAAAUCAUCAAUAAAAUCAAGAAGCACAACGAUCCCGGCGCCACCGAGAACGUCAACGAUAUCUGUGACAGAAUAUUUCAGCUGGUGGACAAAAACAAAGACAGUAAGAUUUCCCUGGAGGAGUUCAUCGAAGGGGCUGAAAAGGACCCGUGGCUGUUGGACCAGCUCAAACUGGACAUCGGACCCUGUGAGUGGUUCAUUGAGCAGCAGGAGAAGAAAACAUGAGGAAAAACGUGUCCAGUCUGCCUCAGGGUGACGAGGCCUUAUCUAUGUUUGCACAGAGAGACGUUUCCUCUCUCAGCGGCCUGUGUUAUUAGACUCAGAGUCGUCCUGGAGGUCUGUGACGGUCCUCAGUCUUCCAGAAACAGAAGAAACUGGACUGCUUCAGUCGCACUGUGUCUCUUUCUCUCUCUAAACAAGUGAGAGGACAUAUCUUCAUGUCCCUGAGGGAUUUUAAAGACGAUGCAGAGCAGACAUCGUGCUUUGGAGUCAUGUUUCUAGGAGAUCUCUAAACACAGACUGUGUUAAAGUUUGUUAAAGUUAAACUUUAGGAGGACAAGUCAAAUGGACCAGAGCUCAGUCUGGCAGCACAGCAGCUUUUUAUUAUGUGUUUGUUGUUGAACUGUGCACUGCAGCUUACAGAUGAGCUCCACAGAGCUCAAUACAUCACAAACAGACAGUCAGGAAAAUCCAAUGAUCCGUUUAAGAUGAAUAUUUAUCGAGUUAUACUUUGCUUUUGAACAGAAUGAAUCACUAAAGUUGGUAUUCAGUCUUAUAUUAAUUCACAAGAAAACUAUAUUUUCAGGUCAUUGUAAAGUUUUAUGCAGUGUUGGGAG
Molecule: messenger RNA, 1266 nt
Organism: Mugil cephalus (flathead mullet)
Lineage: Eukaryota; Metazoa; Chordata; Actinopteri; Mugiliformes; Mugilidae
Product: guanylyl cyclase-activating protein 2-like
Exons: 4
Coding region: 77-655 (192 amino acids)
Biological process (GO): visual perception
Cellular component (GO): cone photoreceptor outer segment; photoreceptor inner segment
Molecular function (GO): calcium sensitive guanylate cyclase activator activity; calcium ion binding
Source: RefSeq, a predicted model, not a curated record